CUCUCCCGUUACGCAGAACACAGUAAAACACUGAGGCUCAAACUCAUCUCACCAUUGAAGAGACCAAGAUACUCCAGGCUCUCAAGGGUUUAUCUGAGUUUCCUUGUUUAAUCCAUAAAUGGAGGCAAUUGAUGAAAACACUAAUAACAGUAUCAAAGUUUCUGCUCGGAAUCAAGUAAUAAUCCCAACUUCAUCCUCCACUACCACCUCCCCAUCGCGUAACCCUAGAACCCGGUUUUCUACAUACUAUGACGUGCCGGAUAUUUCCCCGACUGCUCGAAUAAUUUGUAAAACCCUAGUUCACGCCUCGCCAGACGACAUUGAAUCCGCGCUCUCCGGCAUGGAAAUUGUCGCCACUCAUGAGCUUGUCAAUGAAGUUUUGAAGCUCUCCUACAAUUCACCUUCCUCUGCUGUUAAUUUUUUUAGGUGGGCAGGACGAGGCCAGAAGCUUUUGCCAUUUGCGUGGAAUCUGAUGGUUGAUAUUCUGGGGAAGAAUGAGAUGUUUGAACAAAUGUGGGAUGCAAUUCGAUCGAUGAAGCAAGAAGGUAUUUUGUCAUUGGCAACAUUUGCUUCGGUUUUUGAUAGCUAUUGUGGAGCUUGUAGAUACAAUGAAGCUUUUAUGAGUUUUGAUGUUAUGAGCAUGUAUGGUGUUGAACAAGAUGUUGUCGCAGUCAAUUCCAUUUUAAGUGUGUUUUGCCGAGAAGGCAAACAGAUGAUGAAAGCAUUGGAAUUUCUUGGUAAAGUUAAAGACAGUGUUCCUCUUGAUGUGGAUUCUUUUGCAAUUUUGUUGGAAGGAUGGGAUAAAGAAGGCAAUGUGGUGGAGGCCAAGAAGACUUUUGGUGAUAUGGUGGCACAAUUUGGGUGGAGUCUGCAGCACAUUUCUUCAUAUGAAACUUUCUUGACUAUGCUUGUUCGUGGGGGGCAGACGGUUGAGGCCCUGAAGUUUCUUCGGGUUAUGAUAGAGAAAAAUUGCUUGCCAGGUUUUAAAUUUUUCUCUAAUGCUCUUGAAAUUCUUGUUAAGCAAAAUGAUUCUGCCAAUGCUGUCAUGCUAUGGGAUAUAAUGGUAGGCAUUGACUUGAUGCCCAAUUUGAUUAUGUAUAAUGCAUUGAUUGGAUUACUCUGCAACAACAAUGACAUAGAUAAGGCUUUUCAAUUUCUUGAUGAGAUGGUGUUUCAUGGAGCCUUUCCAGAUUCUUUGACGUAUAACAUGAUUUUUAAAUGUUUGAUAAAAAACAAGAGAGUUCAUGAGGUGGGAAAUUUUUUCUGUGAAAUGAUCAAGAAUGAGUGGCCACCAACACAUUUAAAUUGUGCUGCAGCCAUCUCCAUGUUGUUUGACUGUGAUGAACCUGAAACAGCAAUAGAGAUAUGGAACUAUAUGGUAGAUAAUGGUAUCUUGCCUCUUGAAGAGAGUGCCAAUGCCUUGCUUAUUGGGCUUCGUAAUUUGCGUAGGUUGUCUGAGGUUAGGAGAUUUGCAGAAGAUAUGCUUGAUAGAAGAAUUGUUGUAUAUGAAGUUACGAUGCAGAAGUUGAAGAAUGCUUUCUAUAAGGAGAAUAGAAGUAUGAGGGAUAAGUAUGAUAGCCUUGCAAGGAAAUGGAAAACAGUUCGUAUAUGAUCGGUGUAAGUAUCUUGUUGUGUAGUCUUAACUUUUUUACUCAUGGUACUCUUGAGAAGAAUAUAUUGUAGAUUUCUGGCAGUUAGUAAAUGAAGAUACUUUCAAGUACAACAAGGUUUUUUUGCUUCCAUUGCCCUAUUUUAUUCCAUCAGUAAUAUGGGUUGCCUUUUAGCUACUCAAAUCUAGAAGCCCAGCUUCUGCUCUCUCUCUCUCUCUCU
Messenger RNA from Pistacia vera, 1830 nucleotides. RefSeq names its product pentatricopeptide repeat-containing protein At1g77360, mitochondrial-like. The record is from RefSeq and is a predicted model, not a curated record. Bases 119 to 1612 code for a protein of 497 amino acids. The transcript is spliced from 2 exons. Lineage: Eukaryota; Viridiplantae; Streptophyta; Magnoliopsida; Sapindales; Anacardiaceae. Gene Ontology annotation, molecular function: protein binding.